CCAUCUUCUCCCAGGAGUGAGUCAUGUAAAAAUCAGCAAAUUCACACAAGAAGGCUUGAGUAAUUUCAUCAUGGGGAAUACUUUGACAACACAUCAAAAAGAAAUAAAAUUUUUCAAAAAUAACAACCACUUCACCAGUCGAUGUCACAAUGUCCAUUGUACACAACUGCACUUCGACAACCUGGACUUAUGGGGUUUAAAUAACAAUGCAUUAAAUAGGCCUGACAUAUGUGAAAAACACCCAGAUAAGAAGUAUGUACACUGGUGUGUGACAUGUGAUCUCCCUUUCUGUUCAGCUUGUUUGAAACAUAGGCGACAUGACACCAAAAGUAUCAAAUCAAUUUUUAAAACUCGAAGACAACAAAGCAGAGAAAUAUUUGCAAAUGUUAAAAAAAAGUUAAUCCCCAGCAGUUGCACUAUCCUGGAAACAAUCAAUUCUGAUGUUGGAAUUUGCCGAAGAGAAACUCUAGGCAUUGAGUUAAAUAUGAUGAUAAGCAUGAAGUACAAAGUUCAGAAAUUGAAGUACAAAAUGGAUUUAGUUCAUCAUGAGGAAAUAUGUAAAUGUAUAUCGUAUUUGAUCCCCAAACUACAUGAACAAAAGGAAAUCCUCAAAAGACAUAUUUCUGCAGUACAGAAGUAUGAACAUAAAUUUGAGCACUUAACAAAAAGACCAGUUCAGUUCCUAUUAUUUAUAAAGAGAACGCCCGUUCCCCCAAAAAGGAACGUCUUUGACACUGUGAUAUCUUACCCUACUGAAGACAUCAAUCUAGAUAAUGUGACAGGGUUAGUUGGAGACAUUGAAAUUAAUGAGACUAAAAGAAAAGGAGUAAUGAGAAUUGAACAACUGCGGAAAAUGGUAUCCACAGCUGAAAUCAAGCUAUACAUAACAGUUACAGGUGUCGUUGAGUGUAAUCACAUUUCUAGAGUAACACCACAAAUGGUCUGGGUCAGUGAUAAACAAAAUCUCAUUUUGACAGAUCAAACAGGCGGCGCUUUACAUCGCCUCAGAGAAAUAAACAGUGUGUGGGGAGUGCAUUCAGUGAAUAUUACAGGAGAGCUCAUAUAUAUAGACAAGGAUUAUAACAUAAACAAGCUCUCUACGGACAAAAGAAUAAAAAUUAGACUAAUAUCGAAAACAGAACCAUGGGAUCCAGUAUGCGUAUAUUGUUCCCGCCUCAAUGGAGAUCUUCUGGUUGGGAUGGGAAAAUAUGAUAAAAAUUCUGGUAAAUACACAGAGGCCAAGGUAACAAGGUACAAUAGCGACGGUCAGUUAGUCCAGAACAUCAAACACAGCAAAACAGGGGAGGACUUAUACGCCUUUCCAAUGUACAUCACAGAAAACAAAAAUGGCGAUGUCAUUGUUUCUGACUAUUACCUUGGUGUUGUAGUGACAGACCGUCGAGGAAAAUAUCGCUUCUCAUACAGAGGACCUCCAUCCUGGCCACUCUUUAUACCACGUGGGAUCUGUACAGACGCGAAUUCUAAUAUCUUAGUUUGUGAUACCGGCCUUGACAUAGUUCACAUGAUUGACAAGGAUGGUCAUAUCCUUUCACUGCCAGAGGCACACGCGCACCAACAAAGAAUUAAAGAGUCCCGGAGCCUGAGUUAUGAUGAUAAAACUCAAAUUCUAUUGAUUGGGUCAUACAGCAAAAACAGAAUAUAUGCUUGUAGGCUCCUAAAGUGGCCAGACAAUUGCAUAGAUACGUUUAACUGCACUCCUUUACCAGGCGUUUUCUCGAAAGAUUGAUAUGGAUUCGAUGAGAAUGAACAGAGAUGUAGAUUCUUGUAUAUUGAAUUUUUACUAUUAAAUAUCUAUGAUAACAUGAAUAUAAUAUCACAAUACCAUUGCACUAAGAUAAAAAUGCCUAGUACGAUAUAUGACAAAGUAGAAGUAUCGUUUUGGAUCCUGUUGAUCUUAGUGAUGUCUUAUUCUGUCCAAUAAUUAAAAAAUACUUAAGUCCCAUGUUGAUAAACGUUAUGUACUGGUCACAGGCACUCACAUGCUGGUUCAUGAUCAUUAUAAAAUCAGAAUGUAAAUCAUUUGAUACUUUUUUAUCAUUAUUUUUUGUAAAUAUUACUUUUGAAACAUUUUUCUCAUUAUAAAAUAUUUCUCAUUAUCUAAUAUUUAUCAUAUGAACACGAGCAUAUUGUGUUACAAUUUGCUAUCAUAUUUAUGGACAUAUAUAUUUGAAAAUUAUCUACAAUGUACAUUGCUAUUUAUCAAUAAUGAAUU
Saccostrea echinata is the source of this 2233-nucleotide messenger RNA. RefSeq lists its product as uncharacterized. NCBI's taxonomy places the organism in Eukaryota, Metazoa, Mollusca, Bivalvia, Ostreida, Ostreidae. Gene Ontology annotation, molecular function: zinc ion binding. The transcript is spliced from 3 exons. Bases 71 to 1747 code for a protein of 558 amino acids. The record is from RefSeq and is a predicted model, not a curated record.